AUGGCCGUGCGGGAGGCGAGCGCGGCCGACGCCUCACUGAGCCAGGUGCUGCCGCAGGUGCGCUACCUGCACAUCUUCCUCCAGCAGAUCCGCCUGCGCUUCGAGAGCCAGGCCGGGGAGGGGGCUGGCUCCGCCGUUCGCCUGGCCGAGAGCCUGGCCCUGCAGCUCUCCACCGAGCCCCGGAUCAGCGAGAUGUUCCACCGCCAGGAGUACGUGCUGGCCACGCUGCUCGACCCCCGCUUCAAGGGCAGGAUGGACGCCAUCCUGCCGCUGGGCUCCGACCUCGACCACUGGAAGCAGCUGCUGGUCCGGAAGGUCAAGGAGCUCCUGGCCUCACCCCCCGGCUGCCCUUCCUCCCCCUGGAACGCCCAGUCCAGCAAGGCCUUCUGUGUGGACACGGCCCCACAGCCCUGGGAGGCAGAGACGGGGCCAGGGGAGCCCCAUCGGGACAGGGGGCCGAGCUCCGCGGUGCCUCCACUGAUCCAGAAGGAGAAGACCCUGACCGAGCACCUGGAGAGCGUGGGGCUGCUGGCGUCUGAGGGCCGCGGGGCCUCCCUCCCCACCGAGAGCCACUCGGCCUGUGUGAUGGUGGAGAGGUACCUGCGCGACAACCAGACCAUCGGGGCCCGGGAGGACCCGCUGGGGUACUGGGAGAAGCGGCACUGGCUCUGGCCGGCCUUGGCCAAGGUGGCCAUGCUCUACCUGUCCUGCCCACCCUCGGGGGCCUUCUCCGAGCGCAUCUUCACCGCCCCAGACAGCCCUUUCUCCGAGAGGCGCCCCCCGCAGGGGGAGAGCGGGGAGCGCCUCGUCUUUCUGAGAGCCAACCUGGGGAACUUCCCCGACUACCCCCCGCCGCCCCUCAUCUGCUCGGAGAACGACAGCGCGGGCAGCAGCAGCGGGGAGGAGGGGACCCGGCCGGCUUAG
Molecule: messenger RNA, 924 nt
Organism: Emys orbicularis (European pond turtle)
Lineage: Eukaryota; Metazoa; Chordata; Testudines; Emydidae
Product: putative protein ZBED10P
Exons: 1
Coding region: 1-924 (307 amino acids)
Biological process (GO): regulation of transcription by RNA polymerase II
Cellular component (GO): nucleus
Molecular function (GO): protein dimerization activity
Source: RefSeq, a predicted model, not a curated record